CUUUUGGGCGCUGCCAAUUGAAGCUGAUGUCAAAAUUAGGGUUUAAGCCGCCCUGCUUCCACCUCUUUCUCUCUCCGCUAUAAAAUCUCAACCUUAAACCAUUUCCAAUCAUCUCAUUCCUCCCUGCCUCCAUCUCUCCCUCCCAUAUCAUUCUCAAAUAUCUGUUUCUUUCUUCCCCAAUUUAAUGGAGUUUUUAGUUUCUGCAGUUUAAUCACGCGCACUUGCUUACCCCGGGCUUCUCCGAAAAUUUUCAAUCUGACGAUGCUAAAGCCCCAAAGCUCGUGCUAUAUUUACCGCCGUUCGUGUUGCAGUUCCGCCGCCUCUCCACGGCGUUUCUGUGUCUAAGAAACGGCCACAUCUCUUUCCUUAAUUGUUAAUUUCUUUUGCCUCAAACACCUUUAGGCUUUCUUGAUUUGUAUUUCUUGAUUCAAUUGAAGUCUAGUCAUGAAGGCAUACACAGAUUUUUGCGGUGUUAACGUUGAGGUUAACACUUUCUUCAUUGUUAUGCCUCUAAAGUAAUCCGCUAUAUUUUUUUUUAAAAUUAUUUUUUGAAAAUUGAGGAAAUCUUUGGCGAUGAUUAGAUACUUAUCCGCGCUUCUGAGAUUCACUCGAUGAAGUAUGGAUUUAAAAUGGUUGAAUUUCUUGAUAUGAGCCGCUUUUGUUCUUAUUUUUAAUUUGUUUUUCAAUUUCAAAUUUUAGCAGUGAGGAUUGAUUAAUCAGCUUAAUGCCAGUUCUGCUUCAGAAAAUUCUUGAUCGAAAGAGCUGUAUAAUACCCUGAGCUAAAUAAAAAAUUAUUUAUUAUUGAUUUAAUUUUUUAAAAAUUUAAAUUAUUUGUGGAUUAAGUUAAUUGAAGGAUUAAUGAUGGUUAUUUCACUUGGUUGAGGGUGUAGAUCUGACUUUUUAAAGCGCUACAUCUAUAUAUGAUAUCAUCUAAUAUACAAUCUGAAACCUUGUAAUAUAGUUUGUAUUUUAUAAUUAGGCCAGUGAUGAUAUAAUCCAAAUAGAUGAGAUAUAAUGGAUCUGAGUCCCUGUCUAACAGGGGGAACCUCUCGGUGAAAUUACAUUCAUACGAUAUUACUGGAUUUAACUGAGGUUUUCCAUGCUUAAGAAUGUUUAGGUUGGUAUUUGUAAUUUAAACUAAUUUAAUUAGUUAUUUUGGUGAGUUUUAACUAUACUCUUUACACCUUGUUAAAAUGUGGGUAAAGAGCCUGAAAAAACUCAGAAAGUGAGUGUUGUCAUCAGCUUCUUCCUUAGACUUACGGGACUGGAGUUAAAUAACGGCACUACAUUUUUUCCUAAUUAAAUCUAUCUAUCGGGUUAUGUUUGGCUUUUAUUUUACCAAAAUUUCCGGUUUGCCGGUUAUAAUUGAAUAGUACGAAACAAUAUACUUGCAAGUUGUCAUCCAAUAAUAUUUCCAAUGAGAAUUGUUCAAUGGACAUACUUAAAAUGCUCUCUUGGUGUAGUAGUUUUAAGUCUGGCGCUUUGUACGCUAGGUUGAGAUCAGACACAUUACAAGGGUGCCGGAAAACGCAUCUCCAAAAUGAUCGAUCUUCAAAGUGGUGGAUAUGUCAACAUGGAAAAUAAUACGAGGGUUAAUUCCCAGAAUUUAAUAAGUUGGAACAAACUGAAGAUGUUUGUUGAUGAACUUCCUGAUAUACCCAAAUUAUAUGGGUAUAAAGUUGUUGGUGGAAAAGCUGUUCCGACUUAUUUGAAAAUUGGCAUGUUCCAAAAGAAUUGGAAAUUUCAUAGAGACCUUCCAGCAACACCGGUAUUUGCCUAUGGUACAUCAAAGAAGAAGGCAACAGUUCCAGGGCCAACAAUUGAGGCACUAAAUGGUGUAGACACCUACAUAAGAUGGGAAAAUAAUCUUCCUAAGAAGCACAUCCUUCCGUGGGACCCAACCAUACCUACGGCGAUCCCACGGGGUCAAGACGGGGUCCCCACGGUGGUGCACCUUCACGGUGGGAUAGACGAGCCUGAAAGUGAUGGUCAUGGACAUGCUUGGUUUACUAAUGGUUUUAAAGAUAGAGGAGCUCGUUGGAGUAAGAAAACAUACCAUUAUCAUAAUCAACAACAACCAGGAAACAUGUGGUACCAUGAUCAUGCAAUGGGGUUGACUAGGGCUAAUCUUUUGGCUGGAUUGAUUGGUUCUUAUAUUAUUCGACAACCACAAGUUGAGGAUGCUCUUAAAUUGCCUUCCGGUGACAGUUUUGAUAAGGUUAUGGUUGUUUGUGAUAGGGAUUUCUAUAGGAAUGGAUCUCUUUUCAUGAAUAGCACUGGAAACAACCCAAACAUACACCCGGAAUGGCAACCAGAAUAUUUCGGGAAUGUGAUAGUAGUAAACGGGAAGGCAUGGCCAUACAUGGUGGUUCAACGUCGGAAAUACCGGUUUCGAAUUAUUAACACUAGUAACGCUCGAUUUUUCAGAUUCUACCUAAGCAAUGGGCUUUCAUUCAUUCAUAUAGGAUCCGAUUCAGCUUAUCUGGAUCGACCCACAUUGAGUAAGUCCACAUUGGUGGCUCCCUCUGAGAUAUCGGACGUGAUUAUCGACUUUUCGAAAUCUAAAUCCAACUCUGCUGUGCUUGCUAAUGAUGCUGUUUAUCCUUUUCCAUCAGGGGACCCGGUAAAUGAUGCAAACAGCAAGGUGAUGAAGUUCAUAAUAAAGAAACAACGUGUGGAUGAUCCGGCCCAUAUACCAAAAUGGCUAAUAAAAUAUCCAUCACCAAACUUAUCCACUGCUUCACGGACUCGUUACAUUUCCAUGUACGAGUACACAAGUCCAUCCGACGAACCCACCCAUCUUUUUAUCAACGGACUAUCAUUCGACGCUCCAGUAACAGAGUUCGCUAAGGUGGGGUCCAGUGAAAUAUGGUAUGUGAUUAAUCUAACAGAGGAUAAUCACCCGCUUCAUGUACAUCUAGGAUUGUUUAAGGUAUUGGAGCAAACAAAAUUGCUGGAUUUUGAUAAGUUUAAGGAUUGUAUGGCCAACAAAAACAACGCAGAGAGGUGUAAUGUACACAAACAUGCACGGGGUAAAAAAUUAGAUGUAACAAAGCAUGAAAGAGGGUGGAAGAAUGUGUUCAAAAUGUGGCCAGGUUAUGCAACAAAGAUAUAUGUGAGAUUCUCUUACAUUCAUACCAACGCUUCCUACCCUUUUGAUGCUACUAAGGACCCUGGUUAUGUCUACCAUUGCCACAUACUGGAUCAUGAGGAUAAUGUCAUGAUGCGGCCGUUUAAGUUGGUAAACUAGGAUUUGGAGGACGACCUGAGAUCUCAUGCAUGUUAUCACCAAGCUAGGAAAUUCAGUUGGUCAUAAAUCAUAAUGCCCCACUAAGUCAACUAUAUAUGCCUUUUCAGUUCUCUCAUUAAGUCAAAAAUUUGUAGAUUUGUACCGCAGACAAACGCGCGCCACACCUCAAAAUACUGUAAUUUCUCGAUUCAUCAUCUCGCCUAAGAACAUGUAUUCCGAAAAUAAAUGUACUCCACCAAAUUUACAUGUGUCCGAGGGCCUACAAACGAGUUUGAUGGACUUGGGUUUUGUUCUGUUCUACCUAAUCUUGAUAAAAGUUAUUAAUAUUCAACCUAA
Spinacia oleracea (spinach) is the source of this 3586-nucleotide messenger RNA. Its product is annotated as multicopper oxidase LPR1. NCBI's taxonomy places the organism in Eukaryota, Viridiplantae, Streptophyta, Magnoliopsida, Caryophyllales, Amaranthaceae. Gene Ontology annotation, biological process: cellular response to phosphate starvation. The record is from RefSeq and is a predicted model, not a curated record. Gene Ontology annotation, molecular function: copper ion binding; oxidoreductase activity. The transcript is spliced from 7 exons. The coding region runs from base 1541 to 3250 and encodes 569 amino acids.